Messenger RNA from Syngnathus acus (greater pipefish), 3371 nucleotides. It is a transcript of the gene efr3a, whose product is annotated as EFR3 homolog A (S. cerevisiae). Gene Ontology annotation, biological process: protein localization to plasma membrane. NCBI's taxonomy places the organism in Eukaryota, Metazoa, Chordata, Actinopteri, Syngnathiformes, Syngnathidae. Gene Ontology annotation, cellular component: plasma membrane. The record is from RefSeq and is a predicted model, not a curated record. The transcript is spliced from 24 exons. The coding region runs from base 262 to 2775 and encodes 837 amino acids.
UACACAGUGAGCCGUAGCCGUGCUCGGACGUUAACUCGAACGCUGGGCAGGCUUCACGUCCGCGGAGCGGGUUCGGUUUGCGUCGUCAUCGACGACGACGGAUUCUGCGCUCUGUGCUGACUGUGGCGGUGGGUCGGGUGCCGUCAGGACACGGAAGUGGUGGCCUGCCUUAGCCAUUGCGAUGCCAGGUGGCGGCAGAGAACAUGGAGGCUAACUAACUAGCUGCCCACGCAGCCUCUGCGGCACUUGGACGACACCAAUAUGCCGGCGGGAGUUUGCGGCUGCUGCGGGCCGCUCAGACCUCGCUACAAACGUCUGGUGGACAACAUCUUCCCAGAGGACCCCAAGGACGGUCUGAGCAAGUCAGACAUGGAGAAGCUGACCUUUUACGCCGUGUCGGCUCCGGAGAAGUUGGACCGCAUCGGGGCGUACCUGGCGGAGCGCCUCAGCCGCGAUGUUGUGCGCCAUCGCUACGGGAACGUGGUGAUUGCCAUGGAGGCCCUGGACCAGCUGCUGAUGGCUUGUCACUCGCAGAGCAUCAAACCCUUUGUGGAGAGCUUCUUGCACAUGGUGGCCAAGCUACUGGAGUCCAGGGAACCUGACCUGCAGGUCCUGGGGACCAACUCGUUUGUGAAAUUCGCCAACAUUGAAGAAGACACUCCAUCCUACCACCGCCGCUAUGACUUUUUUGUCUCUCAGUUCAGUGCCAUGUGCCACUCCACCCACGAGGACCCGGACACCAAGACCAGGAUCCGAGUGGCUGGCAUCAAGGGUCUGCAAGGGGUGGUCCGAAAGACUGUCAACGACGAGCUGCAGGCCAUCAUCUGGGAGCCGCAGCACAUGGACAAACUCAUCCCGUCCAUGCUCUUCAACAUGCAAGACUCUGAUGACAUGGAGAGGGUGGGGGCAGUGCAUCCGAGCACGCCGUGCGUGUCGGGUCAAGACGGCAACGAGAAUCCGGCAGCGCUGGCCGAGAGCUGCUUCAGAGAACUGCUGGGACGCGCCGCCUACGGAAACAUGAACAACGCCGUCAGACCCGUGCUCGUCCACCUGGACAACCAUAACCUGUGGGAUCCCAACGAGUUUGCCGUUUCCUGCUUCAGGAUCAUCAUGUACUCCAUCCAGGCGCAGCACUCUCACCACGUCAUCCAGCAGGUCCUGGGUCACCUGGAUGCCAACAACAAGAGCCCGCCUCGGGUACGUGCCGGCAUCGUACAAGUGCUGCUCGAGACGGUGGCCAUCGCUGCCAAAGGCUCCGUGGGGCCGACGGUGCUGGAGGUGUUCAACACGCUGCUGAAGCACUUGCGCAUGAGCGUGGACCUGGAGCUGGGCGAGGGCUCCCGCAGGAACUCGGGCGCCAGCACCUCGUCAGGCCGCAGCAAGGAGAGUGACGAGCGUAUCGUGCAGAACGCCAUCAUUCAGACCAUCGGUUUCUUCGGCGGUAACCUGCCCGACUACCAAAGGGCCGAGGUAAUGAUGUUCAUCAUGGGAAAGGUGCCCGUCUACGGGACGCCGUGCCACACGCUGGACACCGUCAAGAUCGGGCAUCAGGGGACCAAGAGGAUCCAGACCAUGUUGCUCAGCUCCCUCAUUAUGGUGACGUCCGGUUUCAAGUCCAAGUCGAUGUCGGGCGCUCUGCCGUCCCCCUUCCUGGACCCGCUCUUCUCCAUCUCUUUGAUGGAGGACAGCGAGCUGCGCCAGCUGGUGUUCGAGAUCCUGCACAACAUCAUCGACAGACACGACAACCGCGCCAAGCUACGAGGAAUCAGGAUCAUCCCCAAUGUGGCGGCUCUAAAGAUCAAGCGGGAGAAGAUUUCCAAGCAGGACGUGGCCUUCAUGAAGAAGCACGGCCAGCAGCUGUACCGCCACAUCUACCUGGGCUGCAAGGAGGACGACAACGUGCACAAGAACUUUGAGCUGCUCUUCACCACGCUCGCCAUCCUCACCAUCGAGCUGGCCAAUGAGGACGUCGUCGUGGAGCUCGUCCGCCUGGCCGUCGCGGUGCAGGACAUGGCUCUGUCCGCGGAGGAGAAUUUGUCCGUGUGGCUGCGUUGUAGCUUGCUGGCCUUGGUGGCGGCGUACCUCAACUUCCUGAGUCAGAUGAUCGCCAACGCUGCUUUCUGCCAGCACGUCAGCAAGGUCAUCGAGCUGCGCAACAUGGACGCUCCCUACCUUCUACCCGAGCACGUCUUCCGUGACAAGUGCCCGCUUCCCGACUGCCUGGACAGGGACGACGCGGCGCUCUUCUUCCAGAGCACUGACAUGGCCGAGAGUCUGGCGGGCGCUGGCUACAACGCCGACAGACUCAACGUUCCCUAUGUGCCACAGGUCACAGUGCUUUACACAGUGGGCAAAAUCCUGCACAGGUGCAAACAGACAUCCAGAGAGCGCCUGACCCGGAGGAAGAGCUUUGUGGACACCAUCUCCUUACAAGUGGACAUCCUGGCCAGCAGCCUGCCGGACAAGUCGCAGCUGGCCGAGGAGAUCACCUUUGAGACCCUGAAGAAAGCCAUCGACACGAGUGUCCUGGAGGAUCAAGAACGCGAGCGUCGCCGGCAGGUGAUGGAGAAAUUCCAGAAAGCUCCAUUUGAGGAGAUCGCAGCGCACUGCGAAUCCAAGGCCAACAUGCUACACGAGCGUCUGGCGCACAUCUUUGAACUCACCAUCAGACCUCCCCCAAGCCCAUCCGGCGUGCUGUCAGUUUCCUCAGGCCACACCCAGCACCAGUCGGUGCCCAUCUACGAGAUGAAGUUUCCUGACCUCUGCGUCUACUGAGCGCACGUCCACACAUAGGCGUUAGUAGUGUUGUCACUCAUAUCACAGCAUAUGGAAAGAGCAGUAUCAUCAUCACCAUGCACUUUCACGAGCGUCAACGAACCUUGACCACCUUUCAGAAUUCAAAAUGGCCUCUGAAAAAAAAGUUUGGCCUUCUAAGGAAAGAACUUUGGAUUAACUCCCAAGAAAGUAAAGAACUGUACACAAGCGUGAGGACGCUUGGCAAACUCUCUCGCAAGCGGACGCUUCCAUCUGGCCUCCAAAUGAAUGUUAACGAUAGAGGCGCCGCAAACGGGUCCGCUCAAUCAAGCGCAGUAGGAAACAGAUGCCCAUCCGCUUGAUUUUGCCGAGCAAGUGUGGUUUGCUUUAGCGCUCGAUGCUCCAUUUUUCAAUCACAGUCAACUUGAUUGUAUUGCGGAAGACGGGAAGUCCGUCGUCAGUUGUCGGGGCGGCAACGUUGUUUCACGUGGCUUGGUCUGGAUUUGACGCCUUUGGUCCAUUCACAGCAAACGAUGGACGCUCGUUAAUUUGAAAGCGCUUUGUUGUUUGUGGUCGAAUCAUGACAAUGUUGCGGAAAUAAAGUUCACUCGACACUC